Molecule: messenger RNA, 1638 nt
Organism: Geodia barretti
Lineage: Eukaryota; Metazoa; Porifera; Demospongiae; Tetractinellida; Geodiidae
Source: the annotation of a GenBank genome assembly
GUGGAAGAGUGGCUCUUUCAAGUUGAUCAGAACCUCAGCCCGGAGGGGUUCCAGCUCCUGAAGGUGCUGUACCUCAACACACUUCAGUUCCGUACGCUCUCCGACCAAGUAAAUCAGCCCCACAAGUUACACGGCGCGCUGAGCAGCGACUGGAGCGCGGAGGGGGAACAAGACGGGGGCGGACGCGUGCUGGAGUCGGCGCGCAUGUCUCCUCGGGACUCACUUUCGCUUUUCGUCCAUCGCCUCCGCGUGUUGGUGCCUCCUGCGCAAACUGAGUUGCGCGAUCGUAAGGGCCUCGGAGCGCAAGAGUGCCUCGAUCGCUUACCCCUCGGCCUCUCCACUCCAUCUUCCUUCCUCACCGUUGAAAUUUCACAAGAGUCUAAGAUGCUAGAAUGCCUCGUGAAGACUUACGUCAUCCUGACCCCGCGACCGCAGCGCGUUGCGCUCAUGAGGAACCUCGGUCAGAAAACGGAUACACACGCAGAUAAUCUCACCACUUACCAGCUAUUCGGACGAUUCUUCGCCAUCUACAAAGCUAGAAUCGCAGAGGGUGUAGAUGUGUUUGCCGAUGCCCUCGGAGAUGUCAACUCUCGCUCAGCGUGCGUUGAAUUUGAGGCACAUUUGACAGCCUCAAGAAUUCCCCAUGAACCAAUACGAAUCCCAGGUGAGGAUAAAGUAGACGAAGAGCUAGUAUCACAAGUGGACCCACUACUAAAGCAGCAAGAGCGCAGGCGAGAUAAAAAAACAAGGAAGGUUGCUCGAAAGUCAGCCGUGAUUUGCCUCUGUCACUGCAUUCCAAUUCUUGUGGGGCUAGUCCUGUUUUCCAUCGGAGUGGGUAUUCUUUCAACCCACGUCCCUCCCGCUGAAGAGAAAGAAACGAUUGAAACCUCGAGUCACGAUCAGAUGCGCUGCCCUGCUCCACAUGGGGGUGUCCGUCCACAGCCAAUCCGUGUCGGAAAGUUCAACAGCUUUUGGUACGAGUCAGUGACGGCUGCCCAACUUGCAGGUGAUUUGUACUUUACACUGACGGCAAACGUGUACCUGAUCCCUGAGAAGAAGCUCCCCAUUCGCACGCAGAAGUACACGUGCUCGUGCAAUCAGUCUAAUUGUGAAUACCUCUAUCUUCGUUAUUUUUAUCUUCUGGAAGGUUCGAGUGUCGAUUUCUCGCUGAUUGUCAACUCCACCAGCACAACAAAUCCUGGCUUUGUUAACCUCACAAUAUGUGACAACUACGUCGACUUCAAUGGAGGUGACUGCUCACUGCAAUAUCCUGUAACUGUCCGACCACACGAAACAGGCAAGGCAUUUAAGACACGGUUUACUGCUCCCAAAGACAGCUAUUACUUUGUAACGACUUACAAUCAGUUUUCAAUGAAUGCCCUUAUCCACUCUUACCAAGUCGACGUUGAGAUGAAAUACCUGAAUGAAAGUGACUUUGGAACAAAUGUAGCUGCUCACUUCAGUCAGACAGAAUCGCAAGGCAUUUCCAAGCAGAUAUUUGACAACAAUGGGCUUACAAGUGCAACGAAUUAUGUAAUUGUGGCAACAUUUGACGGUAGGGGAGCUUUUGGUAAAAUGAGGGUUACAAAACACCACAGAAACUUGGUUUAUGUUGUCCCGGCAAUAGCUGCGUUGUCA